Molecule: messenger RNA, 1141 nt
Organism: Rhinolophus ferrumequinum (greater horseshoe bat)
Lineage: Eukaryota; Metazoa; Chordata; Mammalia; Chiroptera; Rhinolophidae
Product: elongation factor 1-alpha 1-like
Exons: 2
Coding region: 62-1141 (359 amino acids)
Biological process (GO): translation; translational elongation
Molecular function (GO): GTPase activity; GTP binding; translation elongation factor activity
Source: RefSeq, a predicted model, not a curated record
CGCAACGGGUUUGCCGCCAGAACACAGGUGUAGUGAAAACCACCGCUGAAUCUAACCCAAAAUGGGAAAGGAAAAGACACACAUCAACAUCGUCGUCAUUGGACACGUAGAUUCCGGCAAGUCUACCACUACUGGUCAUCUGAUCUACAAAUGUGGUGGGAUCGACAAAAGAACCAUUGAAAAAUUUGAGAAGGAGGCUGCUGAGAUGGGAAAGGGCUCCUUCAAGUAUGCCUGGGUCUUGGAUAAACUGAAAGCUGAACGUGAGCGUGGGAUCAUCAUUGAUAUCUCCCUGUGGAAAUUCGAGACCAGCAAGUAUUAUGUGACCAUCAUCGAUGCCCCAGGACACAGAGACUUUAUCAAAAACAUGAUUACAGGCACAUCUCAGGCUGACUGUACUGUCCUGAUUGUUGCUGCUGGGGUUGGUGAAUUCGAAGCAGGUAUCUCCAAGAAUGGGCAGACCCGUGAGCAUGCCCUUCUGGCUUACACACUGGGUGUGAAACAACUGAUUGUUGGUGUUAACAAAAUGGAUUCCACUGAGCCGCCUUACAGCCAGAAGAGAUACGAGGAAAUCGUUAAGGAAGUCAGCACCUACAUUAAGAAAAUUGGCUACAACCCUGACACAGUCGCAUUUGUGCCAAUUUCUGGUUGGAACGGUGACAACAUGCUGGAGCCAAGUGCUAACAUGCCUUGGUUCAAGGGAUGGAAAGUCACCCGUAAAGAUGGCAGUGCCAGUGGAACCACACUGCUUGAAGCUCUGGAUUGUAUCCUGCCACCAACUCGUCCAACUGACAAGCCUUUGCGUCUGCCCCUCCAAGAUGUCUACAAAAUUGGUGGUAUUGGCACUGUCCCUGUGGGCCGAGUGGAGACUGGUGUUCUCAAACCCGGCAUGGUGGUCACCUUUGCUCCAGUCAAUGUUACAACUGAAGUAAAGUCUGUUGAAAUGCACCAUGAAGCUUUGAGUGAAGCUCUUCCUGGGGACAAUGUGGGCUUCAAUGUCAAGAAUGUGUCUGUCAAAGAUGUUCGUCGUGGCAAUGUGGCUGGUGACAGACCUAGAUCUGGAAGAGACCCCCUCUCCUUACGCGCCGGUGGCGCCGCUCCAGCCGCGGCGCGCGCCCAGCCCGGUGGCGCUGCUCCUGCCUGA